AUGAGCCACGAACACUGUGAUAAGGCUGAAGAUCCAGAGGCCUCUCAGAAGAAUCAACCAUGGUUCCAUGGGAAAUUCGACAUUGAGGAAGGUGGUAUUGAACGUGUUACCGACGACCAGCGACAGCAGAAUACGACCAAGUUUUGGAACGCUGCUACUUUCUGGUUCAGUGCAAACAUGGCCGUUGCCACGCUCAACAUCGGGUCCUUGGGCGGCUCUCUAGGUCUCGGGUUUUGGGAUUCGUUUAUCGUCAUCCUGAUCGUCAAUCUAUUGAGUGAUCUACUUCCAGCGUGGACAGCCACAGUGGGACUGUCAGGUCUACGAAUGACGACCUUUUCACGAUACUCGUUCGGAUACUGGGGCAACAUGCUCGUCGUCGUCUUCUCAAUGGUCGCAACCACAGGUUGGAACGCAAUCAACUCCAUCUCAGGGGCAUCAGUGCUCAACGCUUUGUCUAAUGGGAAGUUCCCAACCUGGGCGGGAGUCAUCGUGAUUUGCACUUCGGUAUGGAUAAUUUGUGCUCUGGGGAUCAGCUGGAUCCAUCGUUUGGAUACCUAUGUCUGGAUACCGCCUUUGAUUGUGUGGUGCGUGGCUGCUGGCACAGGCGCGUCUUCGUUUACUAGUGAACCUAGCAAGCACCUUGAUGGUGCGAACAAGGCAGCUGCGGUCCUCACAUACAUGGCAAGCAUCUUUUCUUUCUCUGUGUCUUGGGUGAAUUGCGCGGCCGACUAUAAUGUGCGCAUGCCGGCCGAUACUCCACGGUGGAAGAUCUUCAGUGCCACUUAUAUUGGGAUCUUUGUUCCCACUGUUCUGGUCCAGACACUUGGAGCUGCGAUGUACAGCGGUGUGGUGACGAACCCUGAGUGGAAGGAUGCUUACACGUCUUCCUCCAUUGGGGGUUUAUUGAAAAUGUCGCUUGAGCCUGCAGGUGGAUUCGGUAAGUUCCUCAUGGUCCUUGCAGCGUUGAGUGCGAUUCCGAACAAUAUUCCAAACAAUUAUUCCUUUGCACUCCAUGCGCAGAACCUCGGCCCAUGGGCGAUGCGUAUUCCCCGAAUCAUUCUCGUCACAUUCGGUUUCGUGGUGUCUAUCAUUGUCGGCUGUUUCGCAGCUAUGUAUUUCGAUAGCACACUGUCGACGCUGUUGAGCGUCAUUGGAUACUGGACGGUCAUUCACAUAACAGUCGUGAUGGAAGAGCACUUCAUCUUCCGCCGUGGAUGGAAAACAUAUGAUUGGGAUGCCUGGAACAGCCCGGCUGGGCUGCCAUUUGGAUGGGCAGCAAUCGGAGCUUUCGCGUUCGGAUUUCUUGGGGCCGCUCUUGGGAUGAAGGUGACAUGGUACGCUGGGCCAAUUGCGUCGCUCAUCGGAAAGAGCGGUGGAAACAUUGGCCAUGAGUUGACAUUUGCCUUUUCUGGCAUUGUGUUUCCGGCCUUCCGUUGGAUCGAAAAGCGAGUUGGAGGCCGCUGA
This is a messenger RNA of Penicillium atrosanguineum, 1464 nucleotides long. Its product is annotated as purine-cytosine permease family protein. The coding region runs from base 1 to 1464 and encodes 487 amino acids. Gene Ontology annotation, cellular component: plasma membrane; fungal-type vacuole membrane. The transcript has 4 exons. Gene Ontology annotation, biological process: transmembrane transport. Lineage: Eukaryota; Fungi; Ascomycota; Eurotiomycetes; Eurotiales; Aspergillaceae. Gene Ontology annotation, molecular function: transmembrane transporter activity. The record is from RefSeq and is a predicted model, not a curated record.